This is a messenger RNA of Penicillium odoratum, 2745 nucleotides long. RefSeq names its product dynamin-related GTPase MGM1. Bases 1 to 2745 code for a protein of 914 amino acids. Gene Ontology annotation, cellular component: cytoplasm; membrane; microtubule. Lineage: Eukaryota; Fungi; Ascomycota; Eurotiomycetes; Eurotiales; Aspergillaceae. The transcript has 3 exons. The record is from RefSeq and is a predicted model, not a curated record. Gene Ontology annotation, molecular function: GTP binding; microtubule binding; GTPase activity.
AUGAGUGGGAGAAUCCUCUCUCAUCGACUCUCCCCGCUGGUGCGGACCGGCCUAGCUCGCCAUAUUCACAAUGCAGGCUCUAGAACUGGCGGUCUUCUGCGCGCUAAUAGUGGUGCUGCUUUGAGGGGACGCGCCUGGCCCAUAGGUGCUAAUGGAAUCCACAACAAUGUACCUGCUGUCCGGGCUUUUUCGUUUACGCGAAUGCUGCCGAAGCUGGCUCUCAAGCUUAUUCGGCUGCCGGCUAUGUUUGGAGGAGCGACCGUUGCGGGCCUGGCUUAUUUCCAAUAUCAGGCAACUCAGGCCGGAAACUAUGCGAUGGAUAUACUGAGAACGGCUGGCGAGACCGCGGGGAAUACGGCAUCGAGCUUGUUUCAGGGCAUACAGGGUGUGGCGGAACAGACACAACGGGGGUGGAAUAAGACGACAGGGGAUGUAGAGAUGCCUGAAUGGCUACAGAAGAUUCUGCGAGCGGAUGAGGAAUCGCAUAAUCAAAAUGGAGGAGACAAGGAACCCAAGGAAGGCCGAGGUGUGACUGCAGGAGUUGCGGCUGGAUCGACAGCAGCAUUUGGCUACGAUAAAUCCGGUGAAGACGACGCCCGGCAAGACAAGGAGGUCGCUGAGGAUGACCAGAUGAUGCUCCUCACUCGGAAGAUGAUUGAAAUUCGGAACAUCCUCCAGACAGUCGGUCAGUCAGGCUCCUUGACUUUGCCAUCAAUUGUUGUGAUCGGGUCUCAGUCUUCUGGUAAGAGUUCGGUUCUGGAAGCUAUCGUUGGACAUGAAUUCUUACCAAAGGGCUCGAACAUGGUCACCCGACGACCAAUCGAGCUUACUCUGAUCAACACCCCGAAUGCCCAAUCGGAGUAUGGUGAAUUCCCAGCCCUGGGCCUCGGCAAAAUCACCGACUUCUCACAGAUCCAGCGCACUCUGACUGAUUUGAAUCUCGCGGUGCCGGACAAGGACUGUGUUUCGGAUGAUCCGAUCCAGCUGUCCAUUUAUUCGCCAAAUGUCCCAGAUCUUUCCUUAAUUGAUCUUCCUGGCUACAUCCAGGUUGCUGGCCAUAAUCAGCCCCCAGAGCUGAAGCAGAAAAUCAACGACCUUUGCGAUAAAUACAUCCAGGCUCCUAACGUUAUCCUGGCCAUUUCUGCCGCUGAUGUCGAUCUGGCCAACUCGACAGCUCUCCGGGCUAGUCGUCGCGUGGAUCCCCGGGGUGAGCGUACCAUUGGUGUCAUCACCAAAAUGGAUCUUGUUGACCCGGAGCGUGGUCACGAAGUUCUCACCGACAAGAAGUAUCCUCUUCGUUUGGGAUAUGUGGGUGUUGUGAGCCGAAUCCCUCAAACAAAUGCUCUAUUCUCCCGGGGCUCUGGAAAUAUUACCAGCGCCAUCCUAAAGAACGAGAACGCCUAUUUCUCAGCACACCCUAACGAGUUUGGAGCCCACUCCGAGGUUGCAGUUGGUGUCUCGACCCUUCGCAAGAAGCUGAUGCAUAUUCUUGAGCAGACUAUGGCAGCUAGUCUGUCGGGCACCCGGGAUAACAUCAGCCAAGAGUUGGAAGAGGCGACCUACGAGUUCAAGGUUCAAUACAACGAUCGGCCUCUCAGCGCAGAGUCCUACCUGGCUGAGAGCCUGGACAGCUUCAAGCACUCCUUCAAGGAAUUUGCGGAGUCAUUUGGCCGGCCGCAGGUUCGGGAAAUGUUGAAAGCUGAACUGGACCAGCGUGUAAUGGAUCUCUUGGCACAGCGCUACUGGAACAAGCCCGUCGAGGAUUUAAAUCCACCAAUGAUAGAGCUUGACCCUCUCAAGGACCUACCCAAGGCUGACGCCGAAUCCUUAUAUUGGCACCGAAAGCUUGAUGCGUCUACCUCCUCUCUCACAAAACUGGGCAUUGGUCGACUUGCUACCACUGUAGUUGCCAAUGCCCUCCAAAACCACGUCGAAUCGCUCCUAGCAUCUUCUACAUUCGCCACGCACCCAGGUGCCCAUAAACAAAUUACAGAUGCCUGCACAAGCAUUUUGAAUGACCGCUUCUUCAGCACGAGUGAUCAAGUGGAGAAUUGUAUCAAACCUUACAAGUACGAGAUUGAGAUCGAGGACCCAGAGUGGGCGAAAGGACGUGAAAAUGUUAGCAGAGUGUUGAAGGAGGAACUCAAGGCAUGUGAAUCAGCCACCAAGGCUGUUGAGGAUAGUGUUGGGAAACGCAAGCUCAAGGACGUUAUGUCUUUCAUCGACAAAGUCCGCAAGGGCGACGUCGUGCUCGAGGGUAAUGGUGCUGGUGGUGCUGGCGGUUUCAGUGCUGCUCUUUUGGAGAGAGGCCGAGACGGUGUCUUCCUUCGUGAUCGAGCUGAUCUCAUUAAGAUGAGACUAAUGGCCGUUCGAUCCAAACAGUGCGCCACACAAAAGAACAAAUACUACUGCCCCGAAGUCUUCCUCGACGUUGUAGCAGAUAAACUCACCUCUACCGCCGUUCUCUUCUUAAAUGUCGAGCUCCUCUCCGAAUUCUACUACAACUUCCCCCGUGAGUUGGAUAUGCGACUCGGCCGACACCUUUCCGAUGAGGAGAUAGAGCGUUUCGCUCGCGAAGACCCCCGAGUCCGCCGCCACCUCGACAUUAUCCGCAAGAAGGAGCUCCUGGAGCUAGCCCUUCAAAAGAUCGAGGGUAUCCGACAACUGGAUGGUCGCAAAGCCAGUCGAGGUUCUGAUCGUGCACAGGUUGCAAAGGAGACUCGUAAAGGCUGGGGUAUUUUCUGA